AUGGAAGUAGACUACCAACAGUUAUACAAUCUGAAGAUCGAAGAGUGCAAAGCAAAGCACUGCCCUCGUGAUAUUUUAAAAAAGAAAGAGAAGGAGAUGAAUGAACGUGUUGAAAAAUUAAAUUCGAAGUUGGAUGGGAUUAUAGAAAUAGUUUUGAAGCAGCAAGGUGGAGAAAUAAGUAAAGAAGAUGUUUUAACCAUUUCAAAGAAUGUGCAAGACAUUAAGGAGGUCACACACACUAAUUUUCAAAAGCAGCUUGAUGAAGUAGUCAAGAAGAAAGAUGAUGAAAUCAAACAAAUGAGACAACAACUUGUUGACGAGAAGUCGAAGGCUUUAGUGGAUAAGAAGAACACGUAUGAUUUACUCACAAAAUUUAAGAAACAAUAUGGUGAACAGACUCAGAUCAUUCAUGGCUAUAAAAGUGAUUUAAAACGUAUUCUUGAACAAGCUAAACAUGCACCCGUUCAAGUGAUUAAAGUGCCAGAAGACUCUGCUAACCUUUCAAUCCUCACUGAACAACUUUCAAUAGCCCAAAACAAAGUUGAAGUCUUAUUUAAAGAGAAUGAGAGGUUAAAGCAACAAAUCAACAAGAAGCCGAUUGACAUUAUUCCAUACCCAGAAGACACUUCAAGUGAGACAACAAACAUCCAGGAGCACAUGAAAGUUCUUCAGAACAAAGUCAAUUUGCUUCAAACUGAAAACGACGAAUUGCGAAAACAAAAAUUGGAUCUUCUAUCAAAUGCGAAGGAGUAUGAGAUCAAACUAGCAAAUUUCCAAACUCACAAACAUGACAAAGACCUUUCAGUACCAUCUCUUCAAAAGGAAUUGGAUGCUUUAAAAUUACGCCUCUCUGAGAAGGAAGAAUUGUUCAAAAAACUUGAGACAAACUAUAAAGAAGCCCUCUCUAAAAAGCAGGAGAAGAUAUCUUCAUUGAGGAAAAAGCGUACUGUUCUUGCGGAGUCUGAAGAGGUUCUCAAGAGUGAAAUUAGAACGUUGAAAGACAAAGUUGUAUCUCUUCAAAGUAGUCUUGAAAAGGCGGAGAAAGAGUCUGAGCGACGUAGAAUACGAAAUGAAGAACUUAAAGACCGACUCCGCUCUGUUGAGUCUGGUAUUCAAAUGCCAAUGAGUUAA
Entamoeba invadens IP1 is the source of this 1131-nucleotide messenger RNA. RefSeq lists its product as hypothetical. Bases 1 to 1131 code for a protein of 376 amino acids. The transcript has a single exon. NCBI's taxonomy places the organism in Eukaryota, Evosea, Mastigamoebida, Endamoebidae. The record is from RefSeq and is a predicted model, not a curated record.